GCAAAGAAUUUCGAAUUAAAUAAAGUCUCCACCAUUAUUCCAUGUCUCUGCUAUCACUUCUUAAGAAAAAAAAAGUAAAAAGAAAAAGAAACAAGUGCUCUUCUUCUCUUUUUGCCUCCACCAGCCACCAUCGAUGGCGGCGGGUCGUGGCAACUGCUACACCUGCUGCCUCAAGUCACUCAUCUCCAUGGGCGUCAGCGCUCUCAUCAUCUGGCUGAGCCUCCGCACCCAACAACCCAAAUGCUUCAUCGAAACCCUUAACAUAACAACAACCUCUCACCACCACCACUCCAACAAUAACAACGCCACCAUUGUUUUCCAACUCAAGCUCUCAAACACCAACAAGGACAAGGGGAUCCAAUACGACGCCGUUCAGGUCGCGUUCGGGGUAUUCCUUAAUGCCAACACAACCCGCCCCGUCGGGAACGCCACCCUCGAUGGGUUCUACCAGGGCCACGGGAAGACCGCCAAAAAGUGGGGCUCCGCCGUGGCUCACGGCGACGGAGUGAACCGAACGACGGUGGACGGAAGGUUGUUCCUCCGGGUGGAUUUCGUGACCAAGGUGAAGUACAAGAUCUACUUUCUGUUCUACACGAAACGGCAUCGUUUGACCGGAGGAGCGAACGUGGAAGUGAACGUCAGCGCCGGAGAGAAGGUGAAUCCUAAGGAUAUCAGGCUCGGCGCCGUGCCGGCGUCGAUCGCGUCCGAAGCUGCGGAGGUUCGGGAAUGCUGUGCAGUGCUUGUCAGAUUUUUUGUUACUGUCUUGUUCCUCACUGCGUUUACUUGAGUUGACUAUUAUGAAGUCUUUUUAUUUUUUUAAUUCGCUCAUUGUUUAUUUUAAAUUAUUUUAGUUGGGCAAUGGUUAUGUGUUAAAAUUUU
Gastrolobium bilobum is the source of this 879-nucleotide messenger RNA. Its product is annotated as protein NDR1-like. The transcript has a single exon. The record is from RefSeq and is a predicted model, not a curated record. Bases 134 to 787 code for a protein of 217 amino acids. Lineage: Eukaryota; Viridiplantae; Streptophyta; Magnoliopsida; Fabales; Fabaceae. Gene Ontology annotation, biological process: defense response to other organism.